UUGGAGGUGGUGUCUGGGUCUCUGCUCAGAGCUGCAAGAGUUUUCCGAGAUUUGUUGAAGAGUGGCGCUGUCAGGAGGAGGAGCGUGAGGAAGAGAGCGUGGUGCCAGAGGGCGAUGAGGUGGAGGAAGUUGAAGUAAGGCGACGACGGGGAGGAUUACAGGGAGGCGGCAAGGAGGACGGAUCUGAAGCCGAGGAAGACAGCUGAGGCGUCCGGGUCAAGGGGUCACCAUUGGAGCCUCAUUUCAUAUCACCAUCUCCAUCGGCUGGCAGUGUGCAUCAUCAGAGCGUUCAUCACAAAAUCCUCCAUCACCAGAAAUUCCAUCACCCAGAGACCCCCUUAUCAUCAGCACCUCCAUUAAAACAUCCAUCACCAGAAAUUCCAUCGCCAAAUCCUCUAUCUUCAAAUCAUCAAUCACCAAAAACAUCUCCAUGACCAGAAGUUAUUUUUGCCAGACCUCCAUCACUAAAUCUUAUAUCACUUGUCUGACAUUCUAUCAUCAGACUCUCUGCCACUUAACCCGCAUCCCCACAUAAUCAUCAUCAUCAUCAUAUCCUCAUCAUCACCAUCAUCACAUCACAGAUGGCCAUGAGGAGCCCCAUCACCAUGGACGGCAGUUUCAGCACCUUCCUACAGGAUCUCACUCCGAGCUGCUCACCGGAAACCGCUCUCGAUUCUCCGCUCUCUCUGCUGCUGGCCACGUGCCAUCGCAUUACUCCGCACGACCACAACAAACAACAGCAGCGACAUCAGCGGCAUCAGCGAGGCAACAAUGAAUAUAUUGGCCAACACAAAGACGACGACGACGACGCUGGCGGUGGUGGCAGUGGCGGUGAUGUUGGGGCCUUCUCAGCCUCCAAGACGGACAUCUGCCUGCCAGGCCGGCACCUGACAAUGACGCCUCCGGCCGAGCCGGCCGCGAGCGGUCCUGCGGCCACGCAGGCCCUGGGGUACGCCGCUUGCGCCCUUGGCUACCAGCGGCAAUGGCACUGGCAGGGCGUCGGGGCUGGCGCUGCAGCCGUGGUGCCACGAAUUGACCGCCUGUUGUACGCGCAGCCGCCGCCUCCGCACCAGCACUUGGGCAUCUUUGACGAGACUGGGUUUUGUUGGGGUACAAAUGGUGCUUAUUACAACCACCACCAUCAGCAGCAGCAAAAUCUUAAUUACGAUCAUCAAACUCAACAGCCAAGUCAGAAUCAGCUGCAUCAUUAUCAUCUGCAGCAGCAACAGCAAAUUAUUCCAUCGCAGCGGGCAUUUUCACUGGAGCAACCAAACUUGCUGGUGCCACUCGGCCAAUUUCACCUGCAGCUCCUUCACGAUGGGAGCAACAAUAGCGCAGCUGCUGCUGCUGCUGCUGACGCCAGCAGCAUCAGCAGCAGCAUCAGCAGCCAUCCUCCUCCUCUCCUGCCGCUAGCGCAACCCUCAACACGCCGUUGUCAUCGCUGCCGGUGCCCCAACUGCCAGCUGCGUCCGGACCAGCAGCAGCAGCAGUUGCAGCAUUACGGAGGUUACGACACCGCCAGCAACACCGCUACCAUCAGCAGCAGCAGCAGCAGCAGGAGGCAGCACACGUGCCACGUGUCGGGCUGCGGCAAGGCGUACGGCAAGACGUCGCACCUGCGCGCCCACCUGCGCUGGCACGCGGGCGAGCGGCCGUACGCGUGCGCGUGGCCGCUGUGCGCGCGGCGUUUCACGCGCUCCGACGAGCUGCGGCGGCACGCGCGCACCCACACGGGCGAGCGCCGCUUCGCGUGCGUCGCGUGCGGGAAGCGCUUCGCGCGCAGCGACCACCUGGGCAAGCACGCGCGCACGCACCGCGAGGGCGGCGGUGAUGGAGGCGGUGGCGGGGGAGGGGGAGCUGGAACGGGUGAGCAGCAGCAGCAGCAGAAGAAGGGGAGAACACGAGAAGAGCGAGGCGUAGCGUUGGAAGUAGUAAAAGCAACUGUGGCAGGAGUUUGAGAGACAUUCACGGCCGUGAUUGUGUUUCUGAUAGAGCCGCCCCUCCCCGUACUAAACUAAAAACUUAUUUUUUUUUAUUUUGCCAGGUAAGAGCUCUACAGCUCUUUUUUUUUCUGAAGCGACCUGGCCACAAAUGAUAGCUCAACGAAGUCGCUUGCCACGUGGAAAUUUACGGCGGCCAAAUUGCUCUAAACACACGCCGCCCGGGGUGUCUCGGAGCGCCCUGUCUGAACACAUUUGAAAGGGGGAGCAACCCCCAGUGGCAGCUUGCCCUUUUACAAAGUGAACUCACCCAGAGACCGGCCUCCAAACAAGGGGCAUUAGUCCGCCGGUCGGGGGGGGGGGAUGAUUGCCGUGUGUAGGGGUCCAGAUUGAGUCAAGGUGCGAUGCCAUUUUCGUCCGAUUGCUCCGGUUGGUAACAGUGGCAGAAUCACCGGUGGCAGUAGAAGCAGCAGCAGUUGCAGCGGCAGAAUCACUGGUGGCACUAGAAGCAGCAGUAGCAGCAGUUGCAGCGGCAGAAUCACCGGUGGCACUAGAAGCAGAAGCAGCAACAACAGUUGCAGCGGCAGAAUCACCGGUGGCACUAGAAGCAGCAGAAGCAACAGCUGCAGCAGCAGAAUCACUGGUGGCACUAGAAGCAGCAGAAGCAACAACAGUUGCAGCAGCAGAAUCACAGGUGGCACUAGAAGCAGCAGAAGCAACAGUUGCAGCGGCAGAAUCACCGGUGGCACUAGAAGCAGCAGAAGCAGCAGCAGUUGCGGCGGUGGCAGAAGGAAGGCGAGUCGGACGGUAGCUGAAGACGAGUUCAGUUGCAGCAGUGGACCAAGUAGGAGUGGCGGAAGAAGUCAUAGGCAGAGGAAGGGAGCGAAUAAGUAGCCACCAGUGAUGGCCGAGGGAGUGAUAGCAGAAAGAGUGAGAGAAGCAAUAGUAGCUGGAGUAGUACCAUUAGUAGGAGGAACUGUAAAAUGAGAACAGCAUACAAAUUAUAAGUUAGAGGAGAGAGCAGAGUUAGCAGAAUACGUGAGCAGAAACAGGCACAGAAA
Petromyzon marinus (sea lamprey) is the source of this 3001-nucleotide messenger RNA. The record is from RefSeq and is a predicted model, not a curated record. NCBI's taxonomy places the organism in Eukaryota, Metazoa, Chordata, Hyperoartia, Petromyzontiformes, Petromyzontidae.